AUGACUACUCUCAACAAAUUUAUUGGAAUCGUUUUUUUCAUGUCAAUCUGUCUCUUCGUUAUUUCUAACGCACAAUUUCCUAAUAAUGCUAAUAUUGCUAAUAAUGCGGACUCUUGUAUACUUCAUUCCGUUAAUUCUUCCCCCAUUUACGGACCUCAAAUUAAUCCGCCACCCGGUUCCAUGUCAUUAUUUCCAACUGUUCAUUGUACACCGUCUCCAUUUGGUUACUCGAUAUUGUGCUUUGAAUGUCAAAGUACUUGUUCACCAAAACCACAAUCUCCAAUUCAAUAA
Molecule: messenger RNA, 291 nt
Organism: Ambispora leptoticha
Lineage: Eukaryota; Fungi; Glomeromycota; Glomeromycetes; Archaeosporales; Ambisporaceae
Source: the annotation of a GenBank genome assembly